Molecule: messenger RNA, 822 nt
Organism: Corticium candelabrum
Lineage: Eukaryota; Metazoa; Porifera; Homoscleromorpha; Homosclerophorida; Plakinidae
Product: N-alpha-acetyltransferase daf-31-like
Exons: 9
Coding region: 59-724 (221 amino acids)
Biological process (GO): N-terminal protein amino acid acetylation
Cellular component (GO): NatA complex
Molecular function (GO): protein-N-terminal-glutamate acetyltransferase activity; protein N-terminal-serine acetyltransferase activity
Source: RefSeq, a predicted model, not a curated record
CAAACAACCCGGAUAUCUGGAACAGUGUGAGGAGGCGCACGUGUUGAAGGGACUGACGAUGAACAUUAGGACGGCCACUACGGCUGAUCUGAUGAACAUGCAGCACUGCAAUCUUCUGUGUUUGCCAGAAAACUAUCAGAUGAAAUAUUAUCUUUAUCACGGAUUGUCUUGGCCGCAGCUGUCUUAUGUUGCUGAAGAUGAGUGCGGUAAAGUUGUUGGUUAUGUGUUGGCUAAAAUGGAAGAAGAAUCUGAUGAGCCUCCUCAUGGUCAUAUCACCUCACUGGCUGUAAAGCGUUCUCAUAGAAGACUUGGGUUGGCUCAAAAGUUGAUGAAUCAGGCUUCAAGAGCAAUGGUUGAAUCUUUCAAGGCUGAAUAUGUUUCACUUCAUGUUCGAAUGAGUAAUCGAGCUGCUCUCCAUCUUUACAAAAACACGUUAAAAUUUGUGAUCUCUGAUAUUGAGAAGAAAUAUUAUGCAGAUGGAGAGGAUGCGUAUGCAAUGAAAAGGGACUUGAAGUUUAUUACAAAAGAGAUUGAACAGGAAAAAAAGAGAUUCAAAACAAAGCCUUCUCUUGCAGUACCUAAUGAAAACCAGGGAGAUGAAGCACGUGGCUCUGGGUGUGAUAAAGAGGAUUAUAAUGUAGGUGAAGGAAUGCAACCUGAUACAACUCGAGAUGUUGUGUCAACAAGUUCAGCACAAGGCUCAUCACUUACUGAUACUGACUGAAAUUGGUCAAUGUAUAAGUACGUGCGUAAAUUGCUACAUAUUGAUAUGAUAGUUUCAUGAAGUCAACCUAUAAUUAAUUAGUAGAUAUUGAAAGGAAA